Sordaria macrospora k-hell is the source of this 2100-nucleotide messenger RNA. The record is from RefSeq and is a predicted model, not a curated record. Lineage: Eukaryota; Fungi; Ascomycota; Sordariomycetes; Sordariales; Sordariaceae.
AUGUCGGCCCCCGAGACCUUCGAGUUCCAGGCUGAGAUCUCUCAGCUUCUCUCCCUCAUCAUCAACACUGUCUACUCCAACAAGGAGAUCUUCCUUCGUGAGCUUGUCUCCAACGCUUCCGAUGCUCUCGACAAGAUCCGCUAUGAGUCCCUGUCGGACCCCAGCAAGCUGGACUCCGGCAAGGAUCUCCGCAUCGACAUCAUCCCCAACAAGGAGAACAAGACCCUCACCAUCCGCGAUACCGGUAUCGGUAUGACCAAGGCUGACCUCGUCAACAACCUCGGUACUAUUGCCCGCUCCGGUACCAAGCAGUUCAUGGAGGCCCUGACCGCUGGUGCCGAUAUCUCCAUGAUCGGUCAGUUCGGUGUUGGUUUCUACUCUGCCUACCUUGUUGCCGACAAGGUCACCGUCAUCUCCAAGCACAAUGAUGACGAGCAGUACAUCUGGGAGUCUUCUGCUGGUGGCACCUUCAAAUCAUCCCCGACACCGAGGGCGAGCCCCUUGGCCGCGGAUGAGCAGCUUGACUACCUCAACGAGAGCAAGAUCAAGGAGGUCAUCAAGAAGCACUCCGAGUUCAUCUCCUACCCCAUCUACCUCCACGUCCAGAAGGAGACCGAGAAGGAGGUUCCUGAUGAGGAUGCUGAGGAGGAGGCCAAGGAGGUCACCGAGGAGGAUGACAAGAAGCCCAAGAUUGAGGAGGUCGAUGAUGAGGAGGAGGAAAAGAAGAAGGAGAAGAAGACCAAGAAGGUCAAGGAGACCACCAUCGAGGAGGAGGAGCUCAACAAGCAGAAGCCCAUCUGGACUCGCAACCCCCAGGACAUCACCCAGGAGGAGUAUGCUGCCUUCUACAAGUCGCUCUCCAACGACUGGGAGGACCACCUCGGUGUCAAGCACUUCUCCGUUGAGGGUCAGCUCGAGUUCCGCGCCAUCCUCUUCGUUCCCAAGCGCGCUCCCUUCGACCUCUUCGAGACCAAGAAGACCAAGAACAACAUCAAGCUCUACGUCCGCCGCGUCUUCAUCACCGACGAUGCCACCGACCUCGUCCCCGAGUGGCUCAGCUUCGUCAAGGGUGUUGUCGACUCUGAGGAUCUCCCUCUCAACCUGUCUCGUGAGACUCUCCAGCAGAACAAGAUCAUGAAGGUCAUCAAGAAGAACAUCGUCAAGAAGUCUCUUGAGCUCUUCAACGAGAUUGCUGAGGACAAGGAGAACUUCGACAAGUUCUACACUGCCUUCUCCAAGAACAUCAAGCUCGGUAUCCACGAGGAUGCCCAGAACCGCAACAUCCUUGCCAAGCUCCUCCGCUUCAACUCCACCAAGUCUGGUGACGAGAUGACCUCUCUCUCCGACUACGUUGCUCGCAUGCCCGAGCACCAGAAGAACAUGUACUACAUCACUGGCGAGUCCAUCAAGGCUGUCUCCAAGUCUCCCUUCCUUGACUCCCUCAAGGAGAAGGGCUUCGAGGUUCUCUUCCUUGUUGACCCCAUUGAUGAGUACGCCAUGACUCAGCUCAAGGAGUUCGAGGGCAAGAAGCUUGUUGAUAUCACCAAGGACUUCGAGCUCGAGGAGACCGAGGAGGAGAAGAAGCAGCGUGAGGAGGAGGAGAAGGAGUUCGAUGGUCUUGCCAAGGCUCUCAAGAACGUUCUCGGCGACAAGGUUGAGAAGGUCGUCGUCUCCCACAAGCUCGUCGGCUCUCCUUGCGCCAUCCGCACUGGCCAGUUCGGUUGGUCCGCCAAUAUGGAGCGUAUCAUGAAGGCCCAGGCCCUCCGUGACACCUCCAUGUCCAGCUACAUGUCUUCCAAGAAGACCUUCGAGAUCUCCCCCAAGAGCCCCAUCAUCAAGGAGCUCAAGAAGAAGGUUGAGGCUGACGGUGAGAACGACAAGACUGUCAAGUCCAUCGUCCAGCUCCUCUACGAGACCUCUCUUCUCGUCUCCGGCUUCACCAUCGACGAGCCCGCUGGUUUCGCCGAGCGCAUCCACAAGCUCGUCUCCCUCGGCCUCAACCUCGAUGAGGAGCCUGAGGCUGCUGCCGAUGCCCCUGCUGCCGCUGAGGGUACUCCCGCCGCCGAGACUGGUGACUCCGCCAUGGAGGAGGUUGACUAA